Molecule: messenger RNA, 5070 nt
Organism: Strigops habroptila (Kakapo)
Lineage: Eukaryota; Metazoa; Chordata; Aves; Psittaciformes; Psittacidae
Gene: LIN52
Product: lin-52 DREAM MuvB core complex component
Exons: 6
Coding region: 52-429 (125 amino acids)
Biological process (GO): regulation of DNA-templated transcription
Cellular component (GO): DRM complex
Source: RefSeq, a predicted model, not a curated record
UGGUUUGUUGUCGCUCUCUCCCCUCGGGCUCUGCCGCGAGGGCGGGGUCACAUGACGGGAGCGGAGAGGACAUCACGUGAGGCGGGAGAGAUGGCGGCUCCCGCGGAUGGCGCUGACCUGGAGGCCUCGCUACUGAGCUUCGAGAAGCUGGACCGCGCCUCCCCGGACCUGUGGCCGGAGCAGUUGCCUGGGGUUGCUGAGUUCGCCGCCUCCUUCAAAAGCCCUAUUACAAGUUCCCCUCCCAAGUGGAUGGCUGAAUUAGAAAAUGACGAUAUUGAUAUGUUAAAGGAGUUGGGGAGCCUCACUACAGCUAACCUGAUGGAAAAAGUUCGUGGCCUGCAGAACCUGGCUUAUCAGCUGGGACUGGAUGAAUCUAGAGAAAUGACUCGAGGGAAAUUCCUGAACAUUCUGGAAAAACCCAAAAAGUAGCUGCUACAUCUGAAGUUUGGACAAAAAUACCCCAGCUAGAUCAUUUUAUGUACUGCGGAUACAGAUGAAACCCAGAACUUCUAAGAAGUACAAAGCUUUUGCUCUAGACCUUCAGAAGCAAACAUCACUUUUUGCUUCCACAGCUCAUUUCUUUACAGAGGAAAUGUAUUGCAUACACAGGUCACAAGGACUACAAUUGGUUGUGUUGGAAUUUGGACUUCAUCUGACCCAAAGAUAUCCAACAGGAGGACUUAGCCCUGACCUGCUGUGGCAAGGUUACCUGUCCUAAUCAGCUAUUCGCAGGGAACAGCCAUAGUGUCCUUACUCAAUUGCUCUCAGUGGCAGCACUGUUUGAAGUACACAGCAGACCUGAAAGUGGCCUCAUGAGACAUUGACCCUUUUGAGCAUCUUUUCUUAGAUGCACUGAUUUCCUAUGUGCAACUUCUGUACUGAAAGGUUUGAGCAUAGUUUGGGGUGUGGAUUGACCAAGAGCACUGGUUCAGCAGGAGCAUAUGCUUUUAGUGUAGAAGCUGAAUGCAGUCUGUGCAUUAGAUUCAAGUUACUCACUGCCUUCAGAGAAGCAUGUCUGAUACUCCGAGGAGGACCUCCAGCCCUCCGGUGUACCAGCAGCUUCAUUUCGCUGCCAAAUGGUUCUCUAGUGAAAUUGAGACUGACAGACCAUAGGGAGUAAGAGGUAUUACUGUGGCAUGAAAGAAAAUAUCCCUACAGAAAGUUCAGUGGUACACAAAAGGAACAGCUUUGUCAGUCCACUGCCGUUCUCUGCUUCUUACAGAGCUAGAAACUAAAGAAAGUUACGAAGUUGAAAGGCGGUAAUAUUUCCAGUCAGCACUCCAAGAAGGGCCAACAGGACUGUUAGUCACAUUGCGAGGAUGGUCUGCUUAUACAGAAUCUUACCAUUUCUGAAAAUAAUAUUUGGUGGUAUUUUUAAUCACUUCUAAAACAGCAACCCCCAAAUUUUCUUUCCCUACAAAUGCAGAGUUUUUAUACAGAAUUUUCUGUGACCUGGUCUCUUUCAGCGUACAGUUUUGGGCUUUAUUAAUCUUAGUUUUUAAUGCCUUUUCCUUCCGUUAAUGCACUUAUGCAUGUUCACCCCUGAGAAGAGAGUGAAGGAACAUGGUCAGACUUUUUGUUUUAUUUAAGAGAAGAACUUAUUCAUUUCAUCCUCUUUCUUUGUCCUAGGAAACAACAUUUUAAGCAUUAGUAAAUAUGUUCUUUUUUAGGGCGCAACAUAAUAUUCAAGCAUUGGAUGAACAGCAGGGGCUUCUCUCUAUUUAGAGAUGUUAUUCUUAGCAUGCAGGCUUUUUAAAACUUGUCAUUUUCCAGGCUGCAGUCACAUGUGAAAGGAGAAAUUACUUGGAAAUAGUACAUGUAACAGCCUGUCCUUAAAGCAUUGCAUUUUUCUGUCUUUGCAGAGAGAAGAGGCUCUUCUCAGAUGUAUGUGCAAUAAAGAGGAGGAGAUUUUUUUAACCAAAUUCACCUCUCAGAAUUUUUACUAAAAUGCUGGUGGCCUUUUGGUUUCAGUCUGUAAUCUUGGUUAUUACUGGUCAGAACUAGGCUCAUUUUGGACAGCUCCUUUAAUCUAAGUUUAAGCAGUUAAAUCCCACAUCCCAGAAAGACCCUGCACAAAUCCUGAAUAUUUAGGAAUGUCAGGAGUCUGAUUUUAACUUAAUGGAUUUAUUUCUGUACUUCACAAUUUAUGCAAGGCUGAGCUUAACAGGAACUCCAUCUCUUGAGAACAGGAGAGUUAAGACAGAUGAAUGUAAAGAGAAGCUCGAAGUGAUAAUUCAGAGACAGAGAGAAAACCUGCUGGUGUGAACGGAUGUUGAUGUAGCUUUAAGUAUUAAAUUAUACCUUUUGAAUGAAACUUUAAGUUUGUGUACUAUAUGUAUAAUAUAUAUACACAUAUAUGACAUAAUGGGAUACUUCAUCUGCAUCACCACUAUGAGUUUGUGCAUUUUAUAGAGGUUUGUUGUUCCAACAUAUUAAGGAGUUGAUAUCCGAAAGGAGGAGGAAUAUAGGAGAAGAUAUGAAAGCCUGGCAUGAAAGUGUAUGUGUAUUUUCUGAUAUGUUCAGUAAGGCAUUUUGAACUUUCAGUAGUUUUUAGUAACAUGCAAGUGUUUUUAAAAACAAACAAAAAAACCCUUUUAUUAUAUGCAAUACUUACCUUCUAUAGGGCAGCCAGUAACAUAUGCUUUAGAAUAGUGAUAUUUAUUGGCUUUGUACUUGUCAUCUGUAGAGAUGAGUGAUGUAUUUUUUUUACUGGUAAUAUUUAUGUAUUUUUGUGUGUUAGCCAGAGGAUUGUAAUUUGUCUAUUAUUGGUUUGUGGUUUGAUAAUAAACAAAUGCAAAGCUCAGAGAUUUGUCUGGGUUUCCAAAGUAGCCCUCUGAGAUGCAAAAGCUUUGGCUUAGCCACUUAGGCAAUACUUUUCCUCAGGCUUUUCACACUUCUGCAUGCCACUACCUAAGGGUUUGGCCUGUGGAUACUCCAUUCCUAUCAGUAAAUUAAUGUUUGGCAAUAUCCAAAUGGUACUAAGGGUUUUCAUACCCUUUUGAAUCCUGUUUUUUGCCUUCCCUGAUGUCCUUCCUGACAUCCCUGCAGUAUCUAUCUAUACAAGAAAAUCCAUGUGACUUUUUGUUCCUGAUAACAUUCUGUAUUUUGAAACAAACAACAACAAAAAAGUUUUGAUAAAUGGUGGAAAUGAAGUGUGUAAGAAAAUCAAGAUUUGGUAAUAUUAAUUAAGCUAAUUCAUGGCUUUAUUUUUCAUGUGUUGGUAUGGUAAACGUUACUGUGAGGUUCUUAGAAAUAAACCCAAUAUGUAUUUAGUUCCUUUUAAAUACCAGUGUUGCAUAUAUUCAGUUGUAAAGGCUAUUUACUUCAAUAUCAAAUGCUUUGCUGUUUAAUCCAACUGGGAAGAAAUUCUUGUUUGUUAUGUUAAUCAUUAUGAUAAUAGAAGUCUAGUUGCACUGGCAACUGAAGAGCACAAUAUUCCAUUUAUCUCAGCGUUUUGCCAUUACAAAUUUAACAGGUUUUGAACAAUCCUAUAACCUAUAGUUCUCAACUUCACUUUGUAUUUCCCUCAACAAGUCACUUUGUUGAAAUAACAGAUGAAUGAAAAUUGACUAAUCCAACUUGGAGGUAAUGUUUGAACCUUAUUCUGGUUUAUUUUACUGAUUUUUAUGUUACAUGAAAUUGUAAGAUGCAAUUACAAGUCAAAUAACAAGCCCAUCUUAUCUGUAAUGUUCUCUUUGAUUAUAAACAGUUGUAGAAGGCUAGGGAAAUAUAUAAACAAAAGGCUUACACAGUAUAACUUUGCUUUAAGGUAACUUAUACAGCAUCCAGCAAUCUGUUUUAGUUGAAUGAGGUCAACUGUAGACCCUAGUCUCCAUAAAUUUGCCUUAGUCCUAAUUUGUCUGUACUUCGGCCUCUAAAAUGCCCAUGGACAGUGAGAAAAGAAGAGGGGGUGGGGGGGAUGUGGUUCAUUGUUUGUUUUAAACCUGAUAACUGAUAACUCCUGACUUACUGAUAACUCCAUUUUGAACCUUUCAUUUCUUUUAUUGUUAGAAACAGUUGUUUGUUUUUUCCUUCUUUGUUGUCUGUGCAUUACUCAUGACUUUUCAGCUCCUGCCGUGGUUUUGAUUCCAUUGUUAUGUUCGCCUUCCUUAUGUGCACAAUGUUCAAUUGUCUGUCUUCUAUUACAGCCUGAGAUGGCAUAAUCAAAACUGCAGAGUAUUCAGAGUGUGAGCAUACUGUGGAGGCGUGUAAGUCCUAAUUACAGCUUGUAUUUUGUUCCUCUGCUGUUUUCUCCCACAUCAUCAUGGACUAAAUCCUGUUCUGAGUAUCUCUAAGAACAGGAUCAUCACUUACACUUGCAGUCUGUGCAUGCAGCUGAUCUCAUCCACUUCAUCCACAGCAACUUUUCUUAGGGAAACAUCACUUUUUCCAAAUCAUCACAAUUAUGCCAACCACUUCAUGUUGAGGAGGUGAUACCAGGUAAUCCCAUCAUCAACCUAUGCAGUACGUGAAAAAGAUAAAUUACAUCUUUGUCAUGUGGUCUGAAAUCCUGGACUCCUACCACAAGUUCAGUAACAUUGCAUGAACAUUUCUGUAAUACUUCUAAACUAAUAUCAAUUGUUAGGCAUAUGCAAUAAAAGAGGAAGGCAACUUGUAAAUUACUAUUGCAGAAAAUCCACAAACUGGUAUAUAUCUGCUCUUCUAGAGCCAGCAGUCAUUCACACCGCCAGUGAGAUCUUGAUAGAGGCAUUUACUCACAUUUACUCUUGAGUUCUGCCUAAGGAGGAACCACUUAGGCUCUCUGUGUCUUCAGCCCAAAAUCAUAGUUGGACAAAAAAUUCCCAUGGGCCAACAAACUCUGACCUGGAUAAAAUUGAUUAGAACAACAAGUGCAAAUGUUGUAAACACAUUACUGUAAUCACUAUUGUAAAAACUUCCCACCACAGAAAUACAAAACCCAUGGUUCCUACAUGCACAUCCCAGCAUAUGCAUCCGCCAGUGUGCCAAAUGCUUCCAAAGGUAUUGUGUGUGUGAUGCCAAAUACACAUUGCCCUGAUAAAAGCCGAACCUUGGUACUUUUAAAAUGCAAGAAAAGAAAAAAAAAAAGGG